AUGACUCAAUUUCAAGAUUACUCGAAUGAUAAAUUGAUUGAAAAAAUGAGAGACAACUCGAAGAUUUCAAAUAAAAAUUUGAAUGAUGAUUUGAACGCCUCAAAUGAGAAGUCGAUUGAAAGCUUGUUUGAGAAUCUCCUGGUCAAAGAUAAUCAGUCCGACAUUGAUGCGAAAAUGAUCUACCGUGUUGGAGAUCUUGUGAUCGAUAUUAAACCUCCCAACUAUUCUCAAGCAGCGGAUAGGGCUUUCCUGAAAUUGGCUUAUCUGAGAUUUGAACACCAAAUGGAGAGCAUUGUGAAAACCGCACUGAACAACAUGUCGAUGUAUGCUUACAGGCAUAACCAUGAGCGCAGUCGCACCGCGCGUUACGUGGGGUAUAGGAAAAAUAAGAUAUUUCCCAAAGAAUUGGCUCACUUGAAAGAGGAUCAUGAGGACGGUAUGGCAUACUUGGAUAGCCAAAUCCGCAAAGGAGUUCAAGAGGCAAUUCAGGUAGACAAGUUACUGAUGAUCGGCAUCAACAGUAUUGUGCAAGAUAUGGAGGCACUUCUGAAAAACAUAAUCGAUUCAUGUACAAAUGGAGAAAUGAAAACGGCUAUGCGUGAUUUGAUGCACGAAAAAAUUACACUAGCAUACGAGGAAAUUCAGAGUAAUGCCAUCGAUUCAAUCUUCGAGGAAGAGAUACAUUACCAGGACCGCCAAAGUCUGUUCCAGAAGAAACUCCAGGCUAUUUUAGAACGGCGCGCUAAGGCCAGGGCAAGAAGAGCCCAGGAAACCGCCGCUAGCGAAAACAACUUGAAAGACCAGGCCCCAAAAGGAACUGGGUUAGCUGUAAACGGAGAGGAUUGUUAA
Meyerozyma guilliermondii ATCC 6260 is the source of this 849-nucleotide messenger RNA. RefSeq lists its product as uncharacterized. The coding region runs from base 1 to 849 and encodes 282 amino acids. The transcript has a single exon. NCBI's taxonomy places the organism in Eukaryota, Fungi, Ascomycota, Pichiomycetes, Serinales, Debaryomycetaceae. The record is from RefSeq and is a predicted model, not a curated record.